UUUAAUCUAUGCAACUUUCAAAGAGAAAAAAAGUUGCAAGUGGAAAUAUUAAAAAUAUUUCCUUCUUAGCCUCGCAUCUUGUCAUACAUCUUCUAAUAGUUUGGGCGCGAACACGCAUGCGCAAUGUGAACUCUGUUAAUGGCGGGUAACUUCAAUAUCGUUUGAAUGUCUCUCUAAGCAUUUGAAUUAAGUGUUGUUGAUUUGGUCAUUGAAGAAUCCAGUUGACAUUGCAGUACUUUGCAUGGGCCUAAGGCAGUUAGAAUUCUUUUAUUGCUGAAUCAUUUCAAGAUAUGGGUCGGAAGAAAGAAACACCGGUCACACAAAAGUUGAAAACUCUGAAGGGAUCACCCGACAUUGUUCUGGAUGCAGAUAGUCCCAAAACAGAGAAACCUCAAGUUGUAAAGCGUAGUAGUAGGAUUCGCAAAAUUCAGUCAAAUAUUUCUGAGAUAACUCAAAACAAGACAACCAAAGCGAGUUCUACAAUGGCCAUUUUAAAUACAGACAUGCCCAAGGAAGUUACUUCUGAAUUAUCCCCCAAAAUGUUUUACAGUAAGAGAAGGUCAAGUAGAUCUGUUAAAUCUGUUGGUAAGGGUGAUAGCACAUCAUCUAAUGUUCCAAGCCGUGUAACUCAGGCUAAGAAGACAAUUCCUUUGAAUGAAAAUGAUGAAGAUUUGAAGGAAACUGAUGAUGCUGUGGCUGGAAUUUCUCCCAAGUCAUUCUAUAGCAGAUCUAGGAAGUGCUCACAAGUACAGCCUGUGCCUAAGGAUCUUAGUAAGAAAUUGAAGCUAACAGAAAAACCCCUUGGCUCAAGGCGUUCAAGUACCAAACAGCAGGUUGGUGAACAGGUAGCAGAACAAAUUCUUAAUGAACUUAGCAACAAUUCCAAAGAUAAAAAAUUGUUUCCUGUUGCUGAAGUUUUAGAAUCGGUUGUGAACGACGAUUGUGCCAUCAGCAAAAGUGUGGCUUCAAAACAAACUAGAGUUAGCAGAAUAAAGAAUAACAGUUCUAAAGUCCCUGAUGACAUUGCAUCAACGAAAAAAGCCCCUGAAAUGACUGUUAGAAAGUCUCUCAGAACUUCAACAAAUACUCAAAUACAAACCAGCUCUAAAGCCCCAGUAUCAAGAAGAAAAAAUUCUGGUUUAACAAUUGCUGAAAUUGUUGCUGAGGUGUCUACUGAAGGGGCCAGUGGAUUAAAAUCAUCCAGUUCUAACAUAAAGACUGAUUCUUCUACUUCAUCAGUCAACAGCAGUGAUGCUGUGGAGAAAGGGAAACCAAAUCUAGGUGGUUCUCUGAACACUGCUUCUGCUGAGAAAAAAUUACAAGGAAACCAGAAAAUGUCUACUGAAAGUUCUAACUGUACUUCAAAGAAUACAAAAAGGAAAACCACAAAGAAAUCCUUGUCGAAAAAAGCAUCUGGUUCUGCUGAAAGUGACUGGGACAAAUCUCUUCUACUUGUGACCGAUGAAUUGGACUCCAGUAAAAAUGUAUAUGACUUUGAAGAAUUUCAAGUGGGAUCAUCAAAAGGUUCAGGUAGAAAAUCUACUUCCCGACGAAAUACUUACAGUGGACUCCAAAGUUCAAUGGACAAAAAAUUAUCUGUGAAGAAAAUAGCAGCAAUAAAAGCUGUUUUCAAUGACAAAAAGAAAAAAGUUUCCACAGGCUCAAAUAAGGCAAAAGUGAAUAAAACCACUAAGACAGUACAACCAAGCAAAAAAAACCUUGGUAAGCAUAUUGCUGUAAAUAAAGCUGUUCCAGUAAAUGGAAACUGGGAUCAAAGUGAGAAAUGCAAAGUUCCUGUGGUUGAUAAAAUGUCUGUCACACCUGAAGACCAGCUACUUAAUGGGGCUGUCAGUUUUAGGGAAAUAGAGAAAGAAAAGUCAAAGAAACACCUAGAAAAUAAAAUUGUAUCAAAAAUUAACCCUAGUUCAAAUCGGCAGGGUGCUAUGACUGUUACUGCUGAAUCAGGUUCUAUUUGGCCUGGCUUAAAUGUGGUACCAACAAAGUAUACGCAGUUGAAACGGUCACCAAUGGAGGGACCACCACGAAAGGUGCAGCAAACAGUGUUGCCCAAAUGUCUACCUCCCGCUUUAAAAAACACUGCUUCUGAAUAUUCUGAUAAGAAAAUUGGUGCUAAGAAGCCCCAGUUUCCUGGAUCAAGUUCCAGUAAAAAGCAGAUUGUUGAGUGUGAUAAUCUUGGAUUGAUUUUAAACAAUCCUCCACCUGUUGGAGACACUAACAACCACAUUGAUCUUUUCACCUAUCCUGUACCUAUCACUAAAAAGAAAAAAGUAAAGACUGAUCAAAGUGGAAAGUUAAAAGAGAACAAGGAAACUCCUUCGAAGGGUUUCAUGGACUUCUUGUAUGCUGGCAGUGUGAAACGUUAUUUGAAACCUUUGAAGCAACCAGUUCCUGAAAAGCCAGACACAUCUCCUCCAGCGCUCAUGUUGCCAAAAUUUCUCACUACAGACACCUCAACGCCAAAUACAUCUUUGGUCACUGACAAUGUACCUGCUGCAAAGGAUUUUGGAACAAAGUCUUUUUGUAUUUCGCCUGUUAAAGAUUUUCAGUCACCUGCAUCAAUGCGCACAUAUGCUCAUGUCUCCCGGCGCAGUAGUUUACAAUCUCUCUUCACAUCACGCACAAAUGGAGGUCAUUGUAUUGAUGGAGAUAGUAUAUUGCAAGAAAAGAAAAAUUGCAAGUCAAAAGUAAAGAAUAAAGGAACCAGUCCGAAAGAAUGGAGAAAUGGAAAAGUGGGCUGAACGCAUGAGCAAUGAAUUUGAUGAAAUUGAGAACUUUGAGCUAAGUAUUGAGGAAUAAGCAAAGCCUUAUAUAGUAUUGUAACUGGAUUUUUAGUUUAUACAUAUACAUGCUUAUACAAACGUACAUUUAUACAUAUGUAUAUAUAAGGCAAACAUAAAAUUCUGUUCCAUUUUGCUGUUAUGAAACUGUUCUCUAAGUUGA
Molecule: messenger RNA, 2961 nt
Organism: Octopus sinensis (East Asian common octopus)
Lineage: Eukaryota; Metazoa; Mollusca; Cephalopoda; Octopoda; Octopodidae
Exons: 6
Coding region: 291-2759 (822 amino acids)
Source: RefSeq, a predicted model, not a curated record